Funneliformis mosseae is the source of this 124-nucleotide messenger RNA. NCBI's taxonomy places the organism in Eukaryota, Fungi, Glomeromycota, Glomeromycetes, Glomerales, Glomeraceae. The record is from the annotation of a GenBank genome assembly.
UAAACCAAUUCCUCUUACUAUGCUAAUAAAUAUUGAAGAAGGAACUUCAACUUCAAAGGAUAAGAAACCUCAAAGAAAAAUACCACGCAUUCCUUCUGCUGUUGACCAAUUAGCUUCUUAUAAU